AAGGUUAGAACACACGAAUCUCAGGUUGACGCCGUUGCGACAUAAUAACGGUCGGAGAAAGUGGUGAAAUUACUUCGUCGCUUUUCCCCUGCGAGAUGGGGACGAGAAUUUACGCUGGAAACUAAGUCGCAGCUUGCUUUCGUUAUUAAAAAGGAAAAUCGUAUCUAGCCGCGCACGAAUCUCAAACGUAGUUUAAUGUCAACGUAACAUUUGUGGACGAUGGACGGAGAGGAUUCCGUAGAUGUAGACGAGGUCGUAGACGUGGUCAUAGACGUAGAUCCGCGGGAGCUGCAAGAGACUCUACAAACGUAUAGGAAGCUCGCAGACGAUUUCGCGAAUCACGAUACGAUUCUGAAGGAUAAGACAGUCCUGUCAUACAUAGCGUACGUCUUAGAAGUACCUGAUUUAGAUGUGGUUAAUUUAGCUCUGGACAUUUUGGAGAUAUUUGUUAAGAAUGUAGACAAUUAUAUACAUAUUACGUCUACUUUUGGUGUACGUGAAUCCUUGGAGGCAAUUAUUAACAAGUAUAGCUUGAAUGAACCAAAGACAGCUGGACGAGCGCAGUACAUCAAAGAUGACAUAGAACGUAUGAAACCACCUAUAUAUAAUUUACGCAGUCGUUGUAGGCGAGUUAUAGAGCCCAAAAAGUUGAGGACACAUGUAAUAGUUUUACAUGUUCAAGGUUUAUUACCAGAGACUAGAGCCGAGUUGGAAGGGAUAUUAAUAAGAAUUGAAGGUCUCAUUUCGCUUGUUGUCGAUGUAGAGCACCAACGUGUAACUAUGCGCACUUUGAAUUAUGUCACCGCGAAACAGAUUGCGGAAGCAAUCGACAAACAUACUGAUAAUAUGGAAGCAAGAUUGGUUAUGAAAAACAAAUUUAAUCAAGAGUUUCUCAUAACGUUGAUACAAGUAGGCGAUACUGACAGUGAAGGCUUGCCUGAUUACUUGCCCGAGGAGGAAGAAGAAGAUGAUAAGGAGGGAGUUGUGUCAUUAUUUACUGGUUUAAAACAAAGCGCUUCAUCUUUAUAUAAAUCUACCACAGAGUUUCUAAGUAAUUCAUUCUAUUGGUAG
Molecule: messenger RNA, 1071 nt
Organism: Cyphomyrmex costatus
Lineage: Eukaryota; Metazoa; Arthropoda; Insecta; Hymenoptera; Formicidae
Product: armadillo repeat-containing protein 1
Exons: 4
Coding region: 220-1071 (283 amino acids)
Source: RefSeq, a predicted model, not a curated record